Emiliania huxleyi CCMP1516 is the source of this 1847-nucleotide messenger RNA. RefSeq lists its product as hypothetical. The record is from RefSeq and is a predicted model, not a curated record. Bases 1 to 1725 code for a protein of 574 amino acids. Lineage: Eukaryota; Haptophyta; Isochrysidales; Noelaerhabdaceae. The transcript is spliced from 5 exons.
AUGAAAGCUCCGGCCAGCCUUGUCAACAACCCGCCGCCGUCAGGCCUUGGGACGUGGGACGCUGUCGCCGUCGGGGAGGAGUCCUCGGAGCUUGCGAGCAUGCUGCGCCAGUCGCUCCGCACCGCAGGCAAGUGGGGAGGAGCCUUCCGAGUGCAGAACGAGUCGAACUCCCGGCCUUUCGAUUUGGUCCGUGGGAAGUUCCGCUUCGCGCUGUUGAAGGCCGACGCGAUGCGCGAGUCCUUCAAGGCCAAUUUCAAGCGCGUCCUUUUCAUGGACGCCGACUUCCUCGUCACUCGCAGUCUCCGCGGCUCUCCCAUCGCACCGCUGCUCGACCCGAGCUCCGGCGCGUGGGACCCUCGCUGCGAUAUCUACGUGCAGAGGGCCUCCUCGCGACGGAAUUCGCUCAACACCGGCCUCAUGAUCACGGACCGCUUCAAGUCGCGCUCGGUGCUCGGAGAUUGGGAGCGCGCCAUGCGGACAGGGAGGUUCAACGACGAGCUGAUGGACCAGGACGCCUUCGACUUCAUCACCGGCGUGAAGCGCUUCCGGAACAGCACAAAGUGGGGCAGGCACAGCAUCUGCUACUUGCCCAACGACGUCCGGUACGUGGUCGACGACUGGCGUCUCGACGCCGAGCGGCUGGUCCCCGCCCUCCUCAUGCAGCAGCUGGCGUGCACCUUCUACCACUUCAAGGCGUCGCCUCCCAAAUCGCCGAGCGCGUUGACCGGCAAGCAGCUCAUGCGUGACGCGUGCGAGCGGGCGGUCUGGCCGUGCGAGGCACGCCCUGGCCACGGCACCCAGGCGGUGCAAAAGGCGCAGGCGGAGGCCAGGGCGGCGCGGGAUGGUGCGAGGUCAGCGCUGGAAGCGGCCAAGGCUGCGCUGGGCAGGGCCGAAUCGCAGCUCGCGGACAGCGAGGCGGCGCUCGUGGUGGCGACGGCCGCCGCAGAGGCGAGGCUCUCUGCUGCGGCCGCUGCCAGGGCCACCGCGGCCGCUUCGCACCUUUGGGGCGGGCUCGUGCUCACGGCCUGGUGCGUUGCCGCCGUCAUCCUCCUCUGCGCAGCCGCAGCGGGCCGCCGGACGCUCUAUGCCGAGUCCUCGCCGCCGCUGACCUCGCCCAAGAUUCGGCGCGUGUCCACCGAGUGGAUGCAGCCCUUGGAUGCCGUGGAGUUCGACCCGGCCUCGAGCGCGCGCGUGCUGGUCGAACAGACUGCGGCGGGCACGCAACACGCGAUCGACACGCCCACGAGCACGCCCAGCACGAGUUCAGAGGGCCCCGGUCACAGCCGCGGGCCGAGCGAUGAGCUGCAGCUACCGGGCGCAGCAGGCGGGCACCGCCGCAAGGGCUCCCAGGGAGAUAUGAUGAGCUGGAGCUGCGUGCCGAGCAGCAGCAGAUCGCACAGCCGCGGGCCGUGCGGAGACGUCCUCACUGUGCACGGGGGGGGCGUCAGCCCAGCUGGCGACAGCAGCCGGGAACACAGCCGCGGGCCGAGCGACGAGCUUCUGCCAGCCAGACACCGCCGCAAGAACUCGGCGGGCUCGGGCGCGUCCUCUGAAUGGCUGCAGGAGCUGCGAGGCGCACACGUUCACCGUCAUAGCCGCAGGAACUCCCGAGACUUGGGCGCGCCCGUGGCUGCUGAAUGGCUGCAGCCCCUGAAGGAGAUGCUCGAGCAUGAUGACCUAGUCCAGCCAGGCGAGAACUACCGGCGUGCGAUCGAGAGUACGUAGGCCGUAGGACGUCUCUGCCCGCAGAGUGACAGCGAGUUUCUCGCGUCACACUAGUUGCCUCAUAUUUGUUGUGUAGAUCGGCGUGUCCCGCCGCCGAUCCGUAAAGAUAAAUCCUUAACCGG